Molecule: messenger RNA, 558 nt
Organism: Lactuca sativa (garden lettuce)
Lineage: Eukaryota; Viridiplantae; Streptophyta; Magnoliopsida; Asterales; Asteraceae
Product: disease resistance protein RPV1
Biological process (GO): signal transduction
Source: RefSeq, a predicted model, not a curated record
AUGGCUUCUAAUUCAUCUUCGGCUUCUCUGCUAAAUCAUACCAGCUGCUAUGAUGUUUUUCUAAGCUUUACAGGUGAAGAUACGCGUAAUUCUUUUACAGAUCAUCUGUAUACAGCUUUAGUGCGAGCAGGACUUUUCACUUUUAGGGACAAUGAUGAAAUCGACAGAGGUCAACAACUUAUGCCAGAAAUUGAGAGAGCUAUCAAAGAAUCCAAAGCUUCUAUAGUUGUCUUGUCUGAGAAAUAUGCAAAUUCCAGAUGGUGUCUUGACGAGCUGUUGUUGAUCCUUGAGCAAAGGCGGAGCUUUAAUCAUUUUGUUUUACCGGUUUUUUACCAUGUUGAUCCCUCAGAUGUCAGGAACCAAAGACAAAGUUUUGCAAUAAAUGUAGAAGGAGUAGAAGGUUCAAAAUGGACAGAGUAUAAUGUCAAUCGAUGGAAGGAAGCCCUUACUGAGGUUGCUGAUUUGACUGGCAUGGUUGUUUCCGGGUCUGAAACAGACUUUAUCGCAGAAAUUGUUGGCACAAUCGACUCUAAACUAAAUUCAAAGUCAGUGAAAUAA